AUGAACCCUAUAAAUUCUUCGACCGGUGCUAGAGGCCUGCUACCAGCAUGGCCCAGUGGUAAGGAGAAGAAGAGCGACGUGGAUGAUGGUCUUCUCAGGCCUAUAGCACAGGAAAGAGCACCCUGGGGUUCAGAAUCCACUGCUGGUUUAGAUAAUGGUGGCAAGAAAGGAAAUAUAUUUGAUGACACUGAUCAGAUAAACAAGCUUAGCCUAGUUAAAAGACGGGAGAUUCAUUCGAAGGAGGAUUUGGAGUAUGUUACCGAUAGGAGAAAACGGGGUGAAAAAUACUUGCGAUCCUCUCUGGUACUGGCUGGGACCCUUGCAACCGAUAUUACUCGUAGACUGGAUUAUACCUACUACAAUCUGCUGGAGAAAAUCGCUGCUCUUCGUUCGACGACCGCUUCGUUCCAAGAGCUCUAUGACUCUAUAUCGACCCUUUUUGAUGAUUUUGAAAAGGAGACCACCAGCCUGGGACAGGAGAUACGAAAGCAGACUUCUGAGUUGAAAGCAUUCCAGCCACAGGUACAAAAAAUUGACGCUCUGGAAUGGCGUAUGAGGGCGGGGAAGACAAGGGCUGAUGCUCUUAAUGAGAGGCUUGAUGCUGUGCGAAGCAAGAUCGAUUGGUGGGAAAGAAGAGAGGCAGAAUGCCAGAUCCGAAUUCAUCGACGCCUUCGUGCCUUUUGGAUUGUGGUUAUGACAGGUAUUACAGCUCUCUUUGUUGCUUUUAUUAUCCCAAAUAUAAGCGCCGAAUCAUCGGGUCCUGAGAGCCUAGCACAAGUGACAAUGCUUGCUUACAACUCUUCACACAUUUUACCAUAUAAUGAAAAGGAGAGCAAUUCGCGGGUUUUGUAUCCAUCUAACUUGGAUAAUAAGCAUUCAAGUUUUCAAAGUCGACAGUUCUCCCAGCCAGCUGAUCCACCUACAUCUGCGGCACUGGGCUUAAAUGCGGAACCUACUGAACAAGAUCCUCUGAAUAUUCUUAAUGAACUUUGA
This is a messenger RNA of Aspergillus tanneri, 993 nucleotides long. RefSeq lists its product as uncharacterized. The transcript has 2 exons. Bases 1 to 993 code for a protein of 330 amino acids. The record is from RefSeq and is a predicted model, not a curated record. Lineage: Eukaryota; Fungi; Ascomycota; Eurotiomycetes; Eurotiales; Aspergillaceae.